CCUUGGUAUAAUUAGCGUGACUGCACAGCUAACAGUUGAGGCGUCUUGUUAACCUAAAAGAGCAGGUUGCGUCAUAUUAUAAAAAGAUAACGCUCCAUCGAGAAUGGCCGGCAGUGCAGGAGAGUGGUGUCUGAUGGAGAGCGACCCAGGGGUCUUCACGGAGCUCAUUAAGGGUUUUGGCUGCAAAGGAGCCCAAGUUGAGGAGAUAUGGAGCAUGGAGCCCGAGAACUUUGACAACUUGAAACCAGUGCAUGGGUUGAUUUUCCUAUUCAAGUGGCAACCUGGUGAGGAGCCUGCAGGAUCAAUUGUCCAGGAUUCAAGACUGGAUCACAUCUUCUUUGCCAAACAGGUCAUUAACAAUGCUUGUGCCACCCAGGCGAUAGUGAGUGUUCUGCUCAACUGCACCCACCCCGACAUGCUACUUGGAGACACGCUGACGGAGUUCAGGGAGUUUUCACAAAGUUUCGACGCAGCUAUGAAAGGUUUGGCUCUCAGCAACUCUGAAGUGAUCCGACAAGUUCACAACGGCUUUGCCAGACAGCAGAUGUUCGAAUUUGACGCAAAGUCGUCAGCGAAAGACGAGGAUGCCUUUCAUUUUGUGAGCUAUGUCCCCGUCAACGGCAGACUGUACGAGCUGGACGGACUUCGGGAAGGACCUAUUGACCUCGGUGCGUGCAACCAGGACGACUGGAUCAGCGCAGUCCGCCCAGUGAUCGAGAAAAGGAUACAGAAGUACAGCGAAGGAGAGAUCCGUUUCAACCUAAUGGCCAUCGUGUCGGACAGAAAGAUGAUAUACGAACGGAAAAUUGCAGAGCUCCAGACUCAGCUCACCGAGGACGAACCAAUGGACACCGACCAGAGCAGCACGUUUCUGAGCUCCAUUCAGUCCGAGAUCGCCAAGUACCAGCUCCUUAUUGAAGAGGAGAACCAGAAGCUUAAAAGAUAUAAAAUUGAAAACAUUCGACGAAAGCACAACUACCUUCCUUUCAUCAUGGAGUUGCUGAAGACGCUGGCAGAGUACCAGCAGUUGAUACCACUGGUGGAGAAGGCGAAAGAGAAACAAAGCGCCAAAAAAGCCCAGGAAGCCAAGUGAACAACGACCCCUCACUUCACCAGAGAAGCCUCUCAUCUCACACACACACACACACACACACACACACACACACACACACACACACACACACACACACACGCGCGCACACACACCUGCCUAUGUACACACACACACACGCUGUUGAGUUCUUGUGUUUGCGCUUCAUUGUUUGUAGAACUCGAAACAGCCUAGAUGGAAAGGACGCUGGAUAACUUGACUCGUUUUUUGUUUUUUAUUUUGUUGCUCGACGACGAGUGCUUUUUAAGUUGUGAAUCUUAAAAUGAAAAAUAAACACAUGAGUAGAACAAAUCACGCACUGAUUUUGAGGUCGGUUGAAGAAUGAUGAAGAAUACCCGAAGGUCAAACUCACGCAUCUAAAGUUUAUUUCCUUCACCACAAAUCCAAGUUCUUUUAAUCUAAAAACCAGCAGGUUUUCCCCAACAGUCAGUCAAUACGCCAACAGAUUGUGAGGAAGUGACAUAAAAUCAGAAAACAUCGGAUCAUAUCAGAACCGCACCACAUGCCAGUCAAUCUAAACCCAGUUUGCAAAUGGAAUCAGAGUUUAAAGCUCAGCCCUUUGCUGCUUUUGCCAUGUUUUCAGUGGUGUAAAACACUUGUUUUUGAACAUCUGAAGAGUGCUAUAAGAAUAAAGAUUUAUUGAUUGAUAAAACAAACAACAACAUGAUCAAACUCAUCCAACGGCGUCCACACAGGGAUGAAAAAACACAGUCUGACUCCUCUCUCGGCAGCAAAGCGAGCCAAACAGCCACGCCUGGAAGUGAUCCUCCUCAUGAGGGCUCUCGACGCACCCACCGCGCCCAGCUUGUCAGUGCGCCCUCCUGUGUUUCCUCCCCCAACACCCAGCAUGACUCAAAACUCAGAACAAUGUGCAACAAGCCUAAUCCAUUCCAAACUUCCCAACACACACACACACACACACACACACGUGUCCAUGAAUGCGUCCAUCCAGACCUCCUCAGUCACUCCUGUUGCCCUCGAGCCACGCAGCAGAUCGCGUGUCGCCGGCUGCAUUGACUGGUGAGAGGUGAGAGUGAACCAUCCUAACAUUGCGGACCCACAGUGCAGGUGAAGCAGAGAAACUGUCCGGAGGGAAAAACAAACGGUGUGUGUUCAUCAGCUCGUAAUGCAUGUUUCCAGGAAAGCUGGUCUGUCUUAUUUUCAUAAUAAAACGUAUUGAUGUUUG
Molecule: messenger RNA, 2297 nt
Organism: Salarias fasciatus (jewelled blenny)
Lineage: Eukaryota; Metazoa; Chordata; Actinopteri; Blenniiformes; Blenniidae
Gene: uchl5
Product: ubiquitin carboxyl-terminal hydrolase L5
Exons: 11
Coding region: 104-1093 (329 amino acids)
Biological process (GO): protein deubiquitination; ubiquitin-dependent protein catabolic process
Cellular component (GO): Ino80 complex; cytoplasm
Molecular function (GO): cysteine-type deubiquitinase activity; proteasome binding
Source: RefSeq, a predicted model, not a curated record